This is a messenger RNA of Varroa destructor (honeybee mite), 4437 nucleotides long. RefSeq lists its product as uncharacterized. Gene Ontology annotation, biological process: maturation of 5.8S rRNA; maturation of LSU-rRNA. Gene Ontology annotation, cellular component: preribosome, large subunit precursor; Las1 complex. NCBI's taxonomy places the organism in Eukaryota, Metazoa, Arthropoda, Arachnida, Mesostigmata, Varroidae. Gene Ontology annotation, molecular function: endonuclease activity. The record is from RefSeq and is a predicted model, not a curated record.
UUGGCACACUAAACAACGCUGGUGUGUCUGGAAGAGGAAUAAACUAAACGCUGGAGUAGUCAAAAGUUCUCGCCAAUAUUGAUCUAUUUGAUCAAAAGACGGUUACGGUGUUACUCAUAGGUAUUUUUCGUAUAUUCAUUUGUCAAAGGGCGGUUUCCACUGGUGUGUUAAACGUGAAUAAAACGUGAUGUUAGUGCACGGCAAUCAUGUGGUACCUUGGAGCUCAGCGCGGGAAUGGUUUACGGUUCGAGAUCAGAUCUUAAGUUUGAAGCCCGAAAAUUUAGAAAAAGCCCAGGCCUCGUUAAUUGUGUGGAUCCUUCGCUGCGACGUUAAACGUUGUCCGCCAUAUGUUGAAGCCACCGAACAUCUCAUUCGAGCCUUUGUUCUUGAUGCUAGAUGCUCGACGCCAAUUGAGAAUGGACAACUCGUUGAAACGUUUAGCGGGGCGAUCAACAAAUUUGUACAGUUGUUUCUUGAGCGUCGGCAACACAGUCAUGCCAAUCAAACUGAGUAUCUAAGUAACAAGCAAUUAGCUGAGAAGCUAGACAUUCCUAUUUGGAUAAUUGACGUACGUAACGACUGCACACAUCAUUUUCGCAGUUCUUUGUCUCUUCUACGACAGGUAUCUAACAUACUAAUCCAGUGGUUAGUGGAAACAUAUUGGAAGCGUGACGAGCCAAUUGUUACUACCCAUUCGAAAAGCUCCGAAGAAACCUUAAACUUUAAGGAUGUUUUGAAAGAGUAUCUUGAGCUGGCUAUGACGUGCGGACGGGGAACUGACGACAAGCAUAUUCAUUCUCUGCUCGAUCAGCUACGGACUGCUAUAACUACUGACGCCGCGGCUUUUGUCAAACAUAUCGCGGAAGCAGAACUGCUCGUCACGACCAAAGAGGAAGACGCCGAACAGCUGAAGAUGACCGCGGUUCCUUUGGCUAUGCGACGAACUUGGUUACCAAUUUUCCACCUAUUACAGGAUCGAGUGACGCUGUUAUUUAUCGAAAUUCUGGGACACUAUAAGUUGCCUAAGGUGAUUAUGUCGGGUCAGGCUAUUAAUCCGCAGAUGCGUCUCGUAUUGCUGUGGCUGCAGUUCCUUCUCUCUGAGAUCGCUGUUUUUAACGGUGAUUUUAUGGCUUCGUUCCUCAACACUGCACAGCUGAUCUGUCCUGCUGGCCUCGUUUGCUCUACGUCGACGAAGUCGAUACUAAAGCUCGUUCUUGAUCGCGCCGAUCCACCAAUUUCCCCUGAAAAACGGGGAAAGAUUCUUGAGGUGUACAGAUUAUUUGAAGGAAAAGGGGAGCUAAAUCCUCCUGUUGAACUGAAAGCGUUUAAGAUGACAACGUUAGAUGAAGCGUUACAGCAGAAGACAGAAAGGCAAAUGCUUCUCGGCACGUACGUACCGGAAAGUAUCGAUAUGUCCAAUAGCGAUAUAGGGGUGAUGCCAGGCUGCCAUGGGGUGGGCGAUCUUCGUUUAAAUUUUGAUGUCACAGACUUCGUACCAUUUGCUGUGGUGACUCCAGCAGAGCAAAUAUGCGAAGAAGCUCGUCGACUAGUCCAGGAAACGGCCGAAGAAGAAGAGAGCAACGCCGUCAUUCCUGAGUUGGACGUCUCGGUUUAUUACCAGAGGCGAAAGCACGUCCUUAGCGGACAUGUGUUUUGGAAGAACGUACCAAAUUCCACUCAGCAUGAUUCUAGCGGUAACUGUUCUGGUUUAAGCGAUGAUAUUGGUAUUUAUAACGAGGGCACAAUAUACUGCUAGUAACGCGCUGCUAAUUAUACGCGCUUAAUGGAACCAUUCUUUAUUCAACAUUAGUUAAUUAUUUAGUGCGGAAGAAGCCUUAACUUCACAGAAAUAUUGACUGGCUACUACGUUCCUCAUAUUUAUAGAAAAAAUUGUAGGUACCUAUAAUGGUGAUAGUAGAUUCAAUGUCAGACAAAAUCUCAUCGAGUUGAAACCUAGGUAUAAUUUGCUAGAGCGGACCUGCCUUUGUCGACUUCCUCAACAGUAAUAAAGACUACGUUGCUCUCGAAUUUCGCGUCAAAGGCUUAUCUUGUCGAACGAAAAAUUACUUCGGUAAACCGAAGAAUAUUAGUUCUAGUUGUACGUACAUUGAAAGAAUGGACUACACUUUAUUGAGCAUAUAAUUUUGUAUAUUUACUUAGUUACAUCAAUAUUAUUUAUGUCUAUAAAGCAAGUGUAAUAGUUACGUAUCGAGCCCAAUGUAAACUAAUCUAAAUCGAUAUAAAAUUGAUGAGAAAUAUGAAUAAAGCUUUCCUAUUAUGACAGUGUCUUUUUUCAUAUUUCUAAAAGGAACUUUAACUUUUUAAGGCGUUUACUAAUUGGUAUACUUACUAAGGGUGUCCUACCUUUAUUGAGAAUACGAAAUUUGCUGUUUUUGAUGAAGCCUUUUUAGUCUGCUUAAAACUUUUGAUUAAGUCUACAUACGCGACUAGUGGAUGAACAGUGUUCAUCUUGGCGCCUUAUCCAAAAGACUGGAAUUUGAUUUUCUUUUGUAAGCGAGGUUUAUAUGCAGAACUAAAACACUUUGUCCAGCUACGCCUUUGUGAGUUUCAACUUACUUAUUUUUUAAAAUUAACUAAUCAUGGCUGUUAUUCCUACAAUACUAUAAAGAGGAUUUCAAGUGUAAAACUAACGAACAAACGAGUAAACGUAUAAAAGAGAUUGAACUACACUGAAAAAGACCUAAAAAGAACCUAGUGUAUUAAGCCAGUGAAAGCUUCGUUUUUCAGGCUUUGUAGGGUUUCCGUGAGUUAUUAAUGUAUAUCAGCACAAUCAAAAGUGUUCGUAACUUUACAAAAAACACACAAUGAGCCUAUAUCUGACUUAUCUUUCCUAGAGUGCUAUCUUUUUACAUACCGCAAUAUACGGUUACACUCGUUUAAACUAUUUUAGAGGCUCACUUAGCUGCAAAUGCUAGUAUAAUUAUACGCCGUGUUUUUGUUUAAUAGCGUUUGUAUUUGUAGCAGAAGCGUAGCGCUUGUCAUAAUAACAUAUAUUCAUGGUUGUUGCGUUCUACCAAGCAUUGUACCUACAACUGAACCAACAAGUUACUUUCUGUGCAUCAUGAACUCGAUGUUUUUAAGCAAAACUGAGUUUUGCACGACCGAAGUUGCAUAAACUGCCCGUCAGGAAAAAAACUCUAUGCGUCUAAGUUGAGCAUUUUAAAUAGUAGCUGCCUCCACGCGAAUGCGCCAAUGGACAACUGAUGGCGGUCUGAAUCGGACCGCCACGUGAAUUGCGAAUUUUAAAACGCUCUGCAUCGGCUGGCGUCAGCAGCGAUAGCCAACCAACAAUCAGUCUGGUAAUACGGCAUUAUUAUAGUUAACAACUCGUAAGUUUAUAGUUAAGUUAUUUGACGUAACGUUUAACGACGGUAUCGGACGUAAUGUUCAACGCAUUUUAUUUAAGGACCAGUGAUGAAACCUAUUCGAUGAAUAGCUACUUUGCCAGUGUUUAGCUAUCUGUAUUUAUCAAAUAUAUACACGUAUUAUCUGUACAUCAGUUAGAACAAAAGACUUAUAUAAUUUUAUUGCAAAGGGUUGGAACGGAACUCCAAUUGGUAGCCGAGAGAUUUAGGUUCUCGUAUUUGUUUACAGUUCCAAUCGAAAUUUGGGUUUACACUUGUUUCGUACGCCCAAUUCAUACUACAGUUUGGGCAUUUUUAGGUAACUGAGUUAUACAGAUCAUCUAUAUACAGCACAUUUCCUUGAAAGAGUUGUGCGGAAGAUGAAGCCUAGAGAACAAUGUAAAUUUAAUUUACCGUAAACUGGUAAAUACUAUUGUAAAAUUUACUUACUUAUUUACCAAUUUUACCGACUUAAAGUCUUCGGUAACUUAUUGGUUCAACUCAAGAUGCUCCUUUAGAACGUGUCGACUGGGCUAAUUUAUGGUCAGCUAAGGUUUAUUGUGGAAACUUUAACUUAUUACAGUUUGUCCUGAAAACUGCUGUGCGGAAUAUGAAUCUGCCUAGGCAAAUACUUUGUUCAUUGAAAAAAAGGGUUUACUUUUCUGAAUUUAGUUGCUUUUAACGGAAGACUAGUAACUUCUUUCUUAUUCCCACAUUUGAAGAUAACGCGGCAGGACCAAUUGCAAACACCAAGGCGGUUACGAGCAUCGCCCGUGCUUAAAUGUUAUCAAAUGUACAAAUGUAUAUUUCUGUGACAACUGUUGUGCAAAUAAGUGUCCUCAACGUGUAUUGCAUGAAAAACUGUGCUUAAGCUAUGUUUUGAAAGUGUCUUUUAGGUUUAGACCCUAUCAAGAUUCUUCUUUGAUAACUAGCCGUCUUUCGACGUUACUUCUAAAAUAUGAUUUGCUUUGUAUCUCUAUGAAGUCAUAUAAAAUGUACUUAAUGGCAAAAGAUUUAAUAUGUUCUGCUACUAAACUUUGUCUUUUUGUUUUUUGGUUUGUGUGUCAAAUAC